ACAAUUAUAUCACCUCAUAAAAUAAACUACUUGAUAAUUAAUAGACUAUGAAAAAUAGGAGGGAAAUACACAAUCUGCGUGCUAUUAACGCGAAUGCAAGAUGAGAGGGGAUGACAGUGACAAUAAUGAAUAAUGCAUAUGAUGCAAUACAUUACCUCAGCUAUAUUCAUCGAACUCUUACUUAACUUCAAGCCCUGUUAGAAACUCUCAAAAAAAAGCAUGGGAGGUUCUGCAUGGAGAGAACAUGAUAAAAAUGCACUUUAAGCGGUCUGUAAUAAUUGAUUAGCAUUUAGGUACCUCUGCUCCCUCCGCUAACGCUGGAGAGGAGUAUGGGGUGGGGGGCUCCAAUUUCAGCCCCUGACGUACUCCCUCCAGGGAGGAAACGGAGCUGCAAACUCAAUACUGCUCCGCUGCCAGGGUAUAGGGCAGUGGGAGAACCAAUCAACGAAUCGCGCAGCGCUCUCUUUAAGCCUGACAUAUCUCCAACAGGAACAAAUUGUCCCAACAAUCAACAUCCGAAUCUCCCGUGCGCAUCAGGGGUUGAGUGGAUAUUACCCGGGCGGAUUGCACUGGGUUCUGGAACACAAUAACAAACCAGUGAAGAAUAUAUAGACAGAAAAACAAUAGACUCUCGGCAUCCUUCUGGAUAUCACCGUUGGGCUGGGGACCCGACAUCAUGUCAAUACUACCUUCGUUUGGGUUUACCCAGGAACAAGUCGCCUGCGUCUGCGAGGUCCUGCAACAAGGAGGGAACCUGGAGAGGCUCGGUCGUUUUCUCUGGUCUCUCCCAGCGUGUGACCACCUCCACAAGAAUGAAAGUGUACUGAAAGCAAAGGCAGUGGUCGCCUUCCACCGAGGGAACUUCAGAGAGCUCUAUAAGAUCCUGGAGAGCCACCAGUUUUCCCCGCACAACCAUCCCAAGCUGCAGCAGCUGUGGCUGAAAGCGCACUACGUGGAGGCGGAAAAAUUGCGCGGCCGACCGCUUGGAGCCGUGGGGAAGUAUAGGGUCCGCAGGAAAUUCCCUCUGCCCCGCACGAUCUGGGACGGCGAGGAGACCAGCUAUUGCUUUAAGGAGAAGUCAAGGGGUGUUCUGAGAGAGUGGUACACGCAUAACCCCUAUCCCUCCCCGCGAGAGAAAAGGGAGCUGGCCGAGGCCACGGGACUGACCACUACGCAGGUCAGCAAUUGGUUCAAAAACAGACGCCAGAGAGACAGAGCCGCAGAAGCUAAAGAAAGAGAGAACAGCGAAAACAAUAACUCCGGCAACAACAAACAGAACCAGCUGUCUCCCCUCGACGGCGGCAAGUCGCUCAUGUCCAGCUCGGAAGAUGAGUUCUCUCCACCACAAAGCCCUGAUCAGAACUCUUUGCUUUUGCUCCAGGGAAAUAUGAGUCACCCCGGCGUCUCCUCUUACCCUAUGACGGGCCUCGGUGGCGCACAGGCGCUGCACGGAAUGCACGGACACCCGCACCAACUCCAAGACUCGUUGCUGGGACCUCUAACAUCGAGCCUUGUGGAUCUAGGUUCCUAAAGGCAAACUGAUACUAUCUUUGAAAAGACUGAUAACUCUACCAGAUUGAGUAGGCCUACAUAUAUGAAAUUACACUAUGGUAACUUAUAACUAGACUGACUUUUGUCUGUCGUUACAUUUGGUUAGAACUAUAACGCAGUUCCUUUAUGCGCUUAUCCGAUUUAGGAGGUACCCUCCUGGCCGUUAAAAUACAAUCAAGCCCCCUUUUACGAACUUAUGUCAACGAGACACUUAAACUGGACUGCCCUUUUGCUUAAUUUAUGAUAUUUUUGUUCAGAUUAAAUGUAUAGCAACUUCCUGCUAUGGAAACUAAGAAACAACGUUUUCAUUAGAAUCAUAAUAAUGAGUUUCCAAUAAAACAAAAAAGACGUCA
Molecule: messenger RNA, 1904 nt
Organism: Coregonus clupeaformis (lake whitefish)
Lineage: Eukaryota; Metazoa; Chordata; Actinopteri; Salmoniformes; Salmonidae
Product: homeobox protein six1b
Exons: 2
Coding region: 677-1531 (284 amino acids)
Biological process (GO): regulation of transcription by RNA polymerase II
Cellular component (GO): transcription regulator complex; nucleus
Molecular function (GO): RNA polymerase II cis-regulatory region sequence-specific DNA binding; DNA-binding transcription factor activity, RNA polymerase II-specific
Source: RefSeq, a predicted model, not a curated record